AUGACGACCAUUCGCAUUAUGAAACGGACACGAAUUGGACAAUGGAACGUGAGGACUUUAAUGGAACCAACCAGACUGGCGCAGUUUGAAGGAGAAAUGGAGAAAAUGCAGAUCGCAAUUGCAGGCAUCAGUGAAAUGAGAUGGAGAGGGAAUGGGACAACAACAACAUCAACUGGCAACCUAGUGAUGCACAGCGGGAGCAAUGAUGGUGGCAGGAAUGGAGUAGGAAUUUACGUGUCCAAACAGUUCAAGCAGACACUAAUCUCCUGGAGCCCAAUAUCCGACAGAAUCAUCAGUGCCAGAUUCCGAUGCAAUGCUAGGCACAUCACCAUCGUACAGUGCUAUGCCCCAACAGAAGACGCCAGCGAUGACAUCAAAGAUGACUUCUACAACGCCCUCACAUCUUCACUCACCAGGAUUGGAAGAGGAGACGUCAAAAUACUCAUGGGAGACUUUAACGCAAAAAUUGGCCCCAACAACAAUGGACUAGAAACAAUAAUGGGAAAACAUGGUGUUGGCUCACGCAGCAACAACGGUGAUAGACUUAUCGACUUGUGCCAAACAUUCCAACUGGUCAUUGGUGGCACUGUAUUUCCACACAAGGAAGUCCAUAAAUACACAUGGACAUCUCCAAAUGGGCAUACACGCAACCAAAUUGACCACAUCUGCAUAAGUAAGAAAUUGACCACAUCUGAAAUGGCAACAACGCUACGUGAGCAACUAGGGCCGCAGCAGGAGGAGCACUCAUGGGAGUUGACAUGCAGAAUACUGAGAAGCACAGCGGAGGAGGUGCUUGGCACCCGACAACGCAGACAAGUGGAGUGGAUAUCGACACACACAUGGGACCUUAUCAACAGACGGAACAGCCUCAAAUCUAGAGCGGAUCACGACUGCAGAGUUCGAGGUGAAUACAACGAGCUAUGCAAGUUGGUGAAAAAAUCUGCUAGAAAUGAUAAGAGGAAAUUACUGGACAGGCUUGCUGAAAACGCAGAAAGCGCAGCAAACGCAAACAAUAUGCGUGCACUGUACCAGAUAAUUGGACAACUAUCCGGAAAAUGUCAAAGGCAAACCCAUCCAGUGCGAGAUUCAACCGGAAAACUCCUUACAGAAGAGGAGGCACAAAUCCAAAGAUGGCGACAACACUUCAUGGAGAUCAGCUGCACAGAACAACCAAGCAGCAUACAAGAAGACUCCUUAAGUGGCAUGUCAAGCAAUAACAUCAGGAUAUCACCCACCGCACCAUCAGUUAGAGAAAUCAAGGAAGCAAUCAGGAAACUUAAAACAACAAGGCGGCUGGAGAUGACGGCAUAUCGGCCGAGCUUCUCCAGAUAG
Molecule: messenger RNA, 1332 nt
Organism: Drosophila ananassae
Lineage: Eukaryota; Metazoa; Arthropoda; Insecta; Diptera; Drosophilidae
Product: craniofacial development protein 2-like
Exons: 2
Coding region: 1-1332 (443 amino acids)
Biological process (GO): chromatin remodeling
Cellular component (GO): nucleus
Molecular function (GO): catalytic activity
Source: RefSeq, a predicted model, not a curated record